Molecule: messenger RNA, 909 nt
Organism: Striga hermonthica
Lineage: Eukaryota; Viridiplantae; Streptophyta; Magnoliopsida; Lamiales; Orobanchaceae
Source: the annotation of a GenBank genome assembly
AUGAACCACCGGAGACCUUAUCUACAGUCGCCGUCGAGGACUCCCAAGCUCGCCGUCUACUGCCUCCUCCUAACAUCACUCUUCCUCGCCUGCAUCGCCCUCCUCAAGCACAAAAUCCGACCCGACCCGAACAUCGCCGGCCUCCGCGACCUCCAGAUACGGGGCUGCAACGUCACCGACGAGAAGCGCCGCCUCGUCGCCGGCCUCGAGCCGUUGAUCUCCAAGGAGCCGCUCGACGUCUGGGAGGGCCUCGGCAAGGAGGAGAAAAACGUGAAGUACCUACCCGCCCUGACCGGUCUCCCCGGGAAGGACCGGAUUGUGUACAUCGACCUCGGCGCCCGCGAGUACGAGUCGAGCAUCGGAAGCUGGUUCGUGCGGCAGUACCCGAAGCAGGGGAAGCCGUACGUGGUCUACGCGGUGGAGGCCGACCGUUCUUUCCACAAGCAGUACGAGUCGCGGCCGGGGGUGACGCUGCUGCCGUACGCCGCGUGGAUCCGGAACGAGACGGUGGUGUUCGGGAGCAAGCCGAUCAUCGUGAAGGACCGGGUGUGGCGGAUGCGGCCCUUCGGGAGGAUCGAGGGGGACAAGGCCGAGGGGGACGGGCUGUCGGCGGUGGUGAGGGUGCCGGCGUUCGACUUCGUGGAGUGGCUGGCGGCGACGGUGAGGGAGACGGACUUCGUGGUAGUGAAGAUGGACGUGGAGGGGACGGAGAUCACGCUGGUUCGUGAGCUGGUGCGGCGGGGGGCGAUGUGCCUGAUCGACGAGCUGUUCAUGGAGUGCCAUUUCGACAGGUAUGUAAAGUGCUGCUCCGGGGAGAGAAUCAAUCGGUUCAAUUACACGUACGGACAGUGCUACGAUCUGUUCGCGCAGCUGAGGGAGAUGGGCGUGGUGGCGCACCAGUGGUGGUGA